AAGUGCGACCGCAGCGACACGUGGUUGACGGUGAUUGUGGUUGUGGUUACAACGUAUGUUUCGUCCAGCUUUUUAUAUAAAAAAGCAGAUUUUGGACAAAUUCAACAUUUUAACAGUGGUUUAACACGUGGACGAGUUUCAGAGAGACGGUUACAACACAAUGUGUGGAAUUUGGGCUUUGUUUCAUCCUCAAAAUGGCAAUAUCCUUCUGAAGGAUUGUACCGACAAUGUAAUGAAAAUAAGACACCGGGGACCUGAUGCUUCGCGUGUCGAGACAGACAAGCGAGUCACUAACGGUUGUGUGGCAUUUCAUCGAUUGGCUAUAGUUGAUUGUAUUUACGGAAUGCAACCGAUGCGACUUCACCAGUUUCCUUUAACUCUCCUAAUAUGCAACGGCGAGUUAUACAAUUGCAAAGAAUUGGAAAAACAACAAGGUUUCAAAUACGAAACUUAUUGCGAUGUUGAAUGCAUCACUCAUCUUUACCACAAACUUGGUAUUGAAGGUUGCGUCAAACAUUUGGAUGGUGUUUUCGCUUUCUGUCUCAUAGAUAUGGAAAAACAGAAAGUCUUUCUGGGGAGAGAUCCAUACGGAGUACGUCCCUUAUUCAAACUGACGAGUUCGGACGGAAUGUUGGGUAUUUGCUCAGAAGCCAAAGGUAUAAUCGGUUUGGCGAGGGAAGAAAACGGUGAAAAGAAAAUAAUCAAACCUUUCACACCCGGAACUUUCGAAGAAUACGACUUAGUAAAGACAGGAGGUGUGAAAUUAGUACGGAAACAUACCUUUCAUCAGCCUGGAGACAAACCAAUUUUUCAACCUUUCGUUUUGUACGAGGAGCUUACACACGAUCCUUUGGAAAACAUAAGAAAAUUGUUAACAACGGCCGUAAAGAAACGUUUAAUGGCAAACCGUAGGAUUGGUUGUUUCUUGUCAGGGGGAUUAGAUUCAUCUCUUAUUGCCUCGCUGCUGGUCAGAGCGGCGAAAGAAGUGAAUCUUCCGUACAAAAUUCAAACGUUUUGUAUCGGGAUGAAUGACAGUCCUGAUGUGAUAGCCGCACAAGAAGUGGCCGACUUUAUCGGCACCGAGCACCACGUGAUCACUUUCAGCGAAGAAGACGUAGCUCGAGUCCUUGAUGACGUUAUUUAUACUCUCGAAACUCCCGAUAUAACCACAAUUAGGGCGUCAAUUCCUAUGUAUUUGAUUUCGAGAUACGUGUUGGAGAACACUGACACUACAGUUCUCUUCAGUGGAGAGGGCGCUGAUGAGCUUUGUCAAGGCUACAUCUACUUUAGAGAUGCUCCAAGUCCGCAAGCGGGCCACGACGACAGCAUCCGUCUCCUUAAAGAGAUCUACCUUUUUGACGGUUUGAGAGGCGACAGAACUACUUCUGCCAGUAGUCUUGAACUCCGAUUACCCUUCCUCGACUUACAGUUUACUCACUAUUACCUCAGUCUUGACCCGAAGUUGCGUCAACCGAAAGAUGGCGUUGAGAAGUUUUUGAUAAGAUCGGCGUUUGACAAGACGGGAGUGUUGCCAGAUCGAAUUCUUUGGAGACACAAAGAGGCUUUCAGUGAUGGGGUGGCAUCUAAGAAAAAAUCGCUGUUUCAAUUUUUGCAGGAAAUUGUAGAGAAGAGGAUGCCCGAACCGUUCGAUUUAGAAGUUGCGAAAAAGAAGUACCCGCAUUGUACUCCUAAUAGUAAAGAGUCGCUUUAUUAUCGCGAAGUUUUCGAAAAGAGUUUUCCGCAUGCGGCCGAGAAGUUUAUCCCGUUUUAUUGGAUGCCGAGAUGGGUCGAAGGAGUCACUGAUCCUUCGGCGAGGUUUAUCAAGCACUAUGCAGCUCCUCAGAAGUGAGCAAAAGUACAAAUUUGUAAAUUAUAAAUAAAUAAAAUUUUCUCGAAUA
Molecule: messenger RNA, 1898 nt
Organism: Tribolium madens (black flour beetle)
Lineage: Eukaryota; Metazoa; Arthropoda; Insecta; Coleoptera; Tenebrionidae
Product: asparagine synthetase [glutamine-hydrolyzing]
Exons: 5
Coding region: 161-1849 (562 amino acids)
Cellular component (GO): cytosol
Molecular function (GO): asparagine synthase (glutamine-hydrolyzing) activity
Source: RefSeq, a predicted model, not a curated record